Molecule: messenger RNA, 1320 nt
Organism: Sphenostylis stenocarpa
Lineage: Eukaryota; Viridiplantae; Streptophyta; Magnoliopsida; Fabales; Fabaceae
Source: the annotation of a GenBank genome assembly
AUGUACGUGGAGCCUCCGCCCCAGCGUUCGGAUCCGGGUGCAGGAUCCGGAGAUUUGCGGGUCUACCAAGCAUGGAAGGGGAGCAAUAAAUUUUUUCUUCAGGGCAGGUUCAUAUUUGGACCAGAUGCAAGAUCAUUGGCCCUGACGAUUUUUCUUAUUGCUGCUCCUGUUGCAGUUUUCUGUGUCUAUGUUGCCAGAAAACUAAUAAAUGAUUUUUCUGAUCACUUGGGGAUGACCAUAAUGGCGAUUGCAGUUAUAUUCACAAUUUAUGUGUUAGUUCUUCUCUUAUUAACAUCUGGCCGAGACCCUGGCAUAAUUCCACGCAAUGCACAUCCUCCAGAGCCUGAAGGUUUUGAAGGUAGUUUAGAUGUUGGGGCUGGUCAAACUCCUCAGUUGCGAUUGCCCCGCAUUAAGGAAGUUGAGGUCAACGGAAUUACUGUUAAGGUCAAGUACUGUGAUACUUGCAUGCUCUACAGACCUCCUCGAUGUUCUCACUGCUCAAUCUGUAAUAACUGUGUGGAACGGUUUGAUCACCACUGUCCAUGGGUUGGGCAGUGCAUUGGGCUGCGUAAUUAUCGCUUCUUCUUCAUGUUUGUCUUCUCAACUACACUACUUUGUAUAUAUGUUUUCGCAUUUUGUUGGGUCUAUAUUAGAAGAAUUAUGGCAUCAGAGGAGACAACUAUUUGGAAGGCAAUGAUCAAAACCCCAGCCUCCAUAGUGUUAAUAAUAUACACCUUCAUAUCAAUGUGGUUUGUUGGUGGCCUGACUGCCUUUCAUUUAUAUCUUAUAAGUACAAAUCAGACCACAUAUGAGAACUUCAGAUACCGAUAUGAUCGACGGGCCAACCCGUAUAACAAGGGAGUAAUCAAUAAUUUCUUAGAGAUAUUCUUCACCAGCAUUCCCCAAUCAAAGAACAAUUUCAGGGCAAAGGUGCCAUUGGAACCAGUAUUACCUGCUAGAUCAGUGGGUGGAGGCUUUAUGAGCCCGAGUAUGGGAAAAGCUGUGGAUGACAUAGAGAUGGGCAGGAAAACCGUCUGGGCUGACAUGGGUACAGCUCUUGAUCCUUCUGAAGGUCAAUUAAACGACCGCUUGGCUAUAAAGGAUGGUGAAUUCGGUGAGGUGUCCCCAGAAAUCAGGACAACAGUAGAUGAAUCAAGUGAUCGUGCUGGAAUACAUCCCAGGAGAUCCAGCUGGGGAAGAAAAAGUGGCAGCUGGGAAAUGUCCCCAGAAGUUCUUGCUUUGGCAGCCAGGGUUGGGGAAUCAAAUAGAAUGGGUGGAGGAGGUAGCAGCAGUUUGACCAGUGAGAACAGGCACACAUAG